This is a messenger RNA of Pogoniulus pusillus (Red-fronted tinkerbird), 934 nucleotides long. RefSeq lists its product as uncharacterized. The coding region runs from base 2 to 580 and encodes 192 amino acids. The record is from RefSeq and is a predicted model, not a curated record. The transcript has 4 exons. Lineage: Eukaryota; Metazoa; Chordata; Aves; Piciformes; Lybiidae.
AAUGGCAGGCGGGCGCUUUGUCUGCGCCGGGGCGGGGUGCGCGCCGCCGGGCUGUGGUUGCCGUCGCCGCCGCACUGCCCGCUGGCCUCUGCCGCCUUUGUUGGCCUGGCUCCGUGUGGGCCUGCUUACGCCGCCUGCGGUGCACGACCCUCCGCUGCCUGGGGCUUGUCGCGGCUCCGGCAGCAGUGAGAAGCCGGGCAGGGCACUGGGAAGGGGAUGUGUCUUUUGCCUGCAGUGCUGGGUGCACCAUGUAAACAUCCAUGCCUGCAGUACGUCUGACAAAAGAGCCACCUGGGAUGGAGGUGUCCAGCACUGUCUUCUGGCCACUGCAGGCAUAUGCCUCAGAGCAGGCUUGGCAGCAGUGCUGGCGCUCAUCAGCUGGGGCACAGAGGAACAGUUCAUGCCAGCCACAACACUAAUGAGCAAGCAGCGUUCAAAAGAGUCUUAUGUCCAUUCACAGAAGAGCCCCAAGACUGCAGUUGCUGCCUGUGAAGGGCUGGCUUCUCCUUGGACCGAGAGGAUGGGCCCUGCUUUCUGCCAUUUCAAAGGUGUGUUUGCCCUUCUUUCUGGAGGAGCUUAGCACAGUUUAAGAGAAGUGUAAUGUUUCUGGACUGAGAAAUACCUCUGGAUCUUUUAGCACAGAGAAACAGAGUCUCUAUGAGGUUCUUCUUCACAGACAAGGCACAGCUGAAACCAGUCACUGCAGAACAAGGAGCUGAUGCUGGCUAGAAACCUGCUGCCUCCAUUGCAACUGGGAGAAGAAUGUGGAAUUGGCAAGUCACAGUAAAGGCUUUUUAGGCUUCUUAUGGGUGUCAGAAAUGGGGUGGAAACAAAAGUCUUCAAGGACAUUGCAGACCAUGGGUAUUUACAUCCUCUGUGGCUAGGGCCAGUGAAUGUUACUGGUCUAUCUCUCCAGUUCCUGACAGCUUGAUGA